AUGAAGUUCAUGAAAGUUGGCCGUGUGGCCAUUGUCUCUCGCGGACGCUACGCCGGCAAGAAGGUGGUUAUCAUCCAGCCUCAAGACAACGGCAGCAAAAAGCAUCCCUUCCCCCACGCCAUCGUCGCUGGCAUCGAGCGCUACCCCCUCCAAGUCACCCGCCGCAUGUCCAAGACCCGGCAGAGCAGACGCAGCAAGGUCAAGCCCUUCAUCAAGGUCGUCAACUACAACCACUUGAUGCCCACGCGAUACACGUUGGAUUUGGAGGCGCUGAAGGGUGUGGUGACGAACGAGACGUUCACGGAGGUCAGCCAGCGGGAAGAGGCGAAGAAGACGGUCAAGAAGACUUUGGAGGAGCGCUACCUUUCCGGCAAGAACAGAUGGUUCUUUACGCCUCUGCGAUUCUGA
Messenger RNA from Neohortaea acidophila, 408 nucleotides. Its product is annotated as ribosomal L27e protein family-domain-containing protein. Gene Ontology annotation, molecular function: structural constituent of ribosome. Gene Ontology annotation, biological process: translation. Bases 1 to 408 code for a protein of 135 amino acids. Lineage: Eukaryota; Fungi; Ascomycota; Dothideomycetes; Mycosphaerellales; Teratosphaeriaceae. The transcript has 4 exons. The record is from RefSeq and is a predicted model, not a curated record. Gene Ontology annotation, cellular component: cytosolic large ribosomal subunit; ribosome.